ACUUCAGUUUUCUUCAAGACAACUGUGUACUCAGAAAAAAACGAGCUCCGACUGGGAUACAUCGUUUUGAACGGUCAGCCAACUCGGAAUUCAUAGUCGGAAACACGGGUAUAUUUAUAGAGCCCCGACUUUCCGACCUGAAGAUCACUGACGUCAUGAUUUGACCUCAUUUUAUUCCCAGUUGUCGUGAACGCACUAAAGUCGCAAGUCAGAGAUUUUUGAGUUCCCGGUUGUCUUGAACGUGGCAGUAAACACAAAGAGGAAGGGCCUGACGUCAGGGCCUAUCUGAGCAUGCGCUGUUAUGUGUUCAGUCAACCCCGUGCCUAUCUGAAGACUACAUAAUACACGCUCUUUCUGUAUCAACAGACAUUGCUAUCUGACAGCCCCAUACACUGGCGCAGGAGACUACAAGAAUAGUUAUUUUCUACCUACUAAGAACUGGACCAACACACAUCGCACGCUCCUUUCGGCUUCAUUUGAAGGUUGUUGUUCGGGUUUAACCUACCUUUGGCUGUAUCAGCCCUAACCAACCCUAACCUCACCAGCACCGCCACGGGGACUUUACCAUAACCCUGAAGGGAAACGGGUCCUGCCGGUGUUCCUUCCCCAGGACAGCCCUCCCACACAGAUGCACCCCGCUGCCCAGCUCGACAGGAGCGAUGGGAUGUGUCAACUAGAUGACACAGUCCUGGACCAUGUAAGGGAGCUGAAGGCGCAAUCUGCAGUGUUUCUACCGGAGAGAGCGACGGGGAGAGUGAGGGAGGAGGAGGAGCGAGGAAUGGGCAUGGGGAAGAAUAUCACCUCUAAGUCGAUGGAGGGAGAAGGGGCGAAGUAUGAGGAGGAGAACAAACACAGAGCAGACUUCUACCCCAUUCCGGUGGUGGUUAACGGAGUGGGACAGGCCGCUGGAGAGCAGGACACUGAAGACACUGAGCUGAUGGCCGUCUACACUAAAGAGAACCAGGGAGGAGAGAAAAGUUCCAUGUCGGAGACGUUGGACAGUGCAGACAGUAUGGACGCCAGGAGAAUGGACAUGAUCUACACCAUUGAAGACACCCCUCCCUGGUACCUGUGUAUAUUCCUGGGCUUACAGCACUACCUGACAUGUUUCAGUGGUACCAUUGCGGUGCCAUUCCUGCUAGCUGAAGCCAUGUGUGUAGGGUUUGACCAGUGGGCUACCAGUCAGCUCAUAGGAACUAUCUUCUUCUGUGUGGGAAUCACCACCCUGCUACAGACUACACUGGGCUGCAGACUUCCUCUGUUCCAGGCAAGUGCCUUUGCCUUCCUGGCUCCCGCCAGAGCAAUCCUGUCACUAGACAAGUGGAAGUGCAACGCUACAGUGGUUCCUUCCAUGUUCAACGAGACUGAGCUGCUCAACACUGAACACAUCUGGCAUCCCCGGAUACGAGAGAUCCAGGGGGCUAUUAUUGUGUCGUCUCUGAUAGAGGUGUGUAUUGGCUUCCUGGGGCUCCCUGGGCUCUUGUUGAAAUACAUCGGGCCCCUAACUAUCACCCCGACUGUGGCUCUCAUCGGCCUGUCUGGCUUCCAGGCUGCAGGGGAGAGAGCAGGGAAACACUGGGGCAUCGCCAUGCUGACUAUAUUCCUGGUGUUGUUGUUCUCUCAGUAUGCGAGGAACGUACAGCUUCCUCUGCCCAUCUACAAGGCUAAGAAAGGUUGGACCUCUUAUAGAUUACAGCUCUUCAAGAUGUUCCCUAUCAUCAUGGCCAUCCUGGUGUCAUGGCUGAUUUGUUUUAUCUUUACCGUAACCAAUGUUUUCCCACCGGAGAAAGACAAGUACGGUUACUACGCCCGCACCGACGCACGCCAGGGGAUACUGGCAGCCGCACCCUGGUUCAAGAUCCCCUACCCCUUUCAGUGGGGUGUUCCUACGGUGACAGCGGCGGGGGUGAUCGGUAUGUUCAGUGCCGUGGUCGCCAGCAUCAUUGAGUCCAUUGGAGACUACUACGCCUGUGCCCGCCUCUCCUGUGCCCCCCCACCCCCCAUUCAUGCCAUCAACAGGGGUAUAUUUAUGGAAGGUCUCUCCUGCGUGUUGGAUGGGCUGAUGGGGACAGGAAACGGCUCUACUUCCUCCAGUCCUAAUAUAGGCGUGCUAGGCAUCACUAAGGUGGGCAGCCGGCGUGUGAUCCAAUACGGUGCUGCUAUGAUGCUACUGCUAGGGCUGGUGGGUAAAUUCAGCGCGUUGUUCGCCUCCCUGCCUGACCCUGUCCUGGGGGCGCUGUUCUGUACCCUGUUUGGGAUGAUUACAGCUGUGGGAUUGUCCAACCUGCAGUUUGUAGACCUCAACUCCUCCAGGAACCUUUUUGUUCUGGGCUUCUCCAUCUUCUUUGGCCUGGUGCUGCCCAGCUACCUCAAACAGAACCCUCUGGUCACUGGUAUAGUGUCGAUUGACCAGGUGUUGAACGUCCUCCUGACCACAGCCAUGUUCGUUGGGGGGUCAGUGGCAUUUGUGCUGGACAACACUAUCCCUGGUACGCCGGAGGAGCGAGGGAUCAGGAAGUUGAAGCGUGGGUCGGGACCCAGUACUGCGGAGCUGGAGGGGAUGAGAACCUACGACCUCCCGUUCGGCAUGGACUUCCUGCGCCGCCACACCGUCUUCCAGUACUUCCCCAUCAGCCCCACCUUCAGCGGCUACCAGUGGGGCGCGAUCCGCAAGGCCUGCAGACUUAGGGGGGGACGGGGGGGGGCAGGGAAGGCAGCCGAGAUGGAGGGAAUCACAGAACCAGGGGAGAGCGGGGUAUAGCAGACUGGUAGAACCGGGCUGGAGGGAAGAGAGAUGGAGUUUGGUACCAUGGAAGGAAGGGAGGGGUGGAGGGUUUUGGGUAGCGUCAGUGCAGUGUGACAUGCUCGACCCUGUCUUGUAUGUGUGUCUGUAUAACACUGUCAAUGGCCUAUUCAUGCUGUUAUUAGCAUGUUACAACCAGUGUCAUGAGUGUGUAAUAACAGAUGUCCUUAUAGAUGAAGUUUCAGAGGGAGUUGCAACAUGCUCUUGUCUCUCUCUAGUAUGUGAGCAAAAGAGCAUAGGAAUGCCUUAGACAGCCCAUUACUGAGGUCCCUCUCUCCCCAUUGCACUAUUUCUUCUGGAUCUUCAGUUAACACUUAUUUUCUCAGUUAACCUGUCUACAUCAGUCAAUCUGUCUACGUUCAUUCCAAGGGGAAUGGUAAGAAAAGGUUUGUUCUCUGCUGUUUAACCAAAAUCCCAGUGGCCUCUGUGUGUAUUUGUGUGCCCACCCAUGACAUUGUGAUGGGGUUGAGUGUGUCACUUGCGCUGGCACAUUUCCUGUUUCCGGACAGAUGGACAGAGACAGACAGAUGGAUGGACAGUAUCUCGUUUACGGCAAAAGUUUAAAGUUGAAUGAUUGCCACCUUACAGACCCAUUGAGAAUCAGACGCAGCUGGUCAGUCAGCCCUGUUUAGCAAACCUACACUUCCCAAGGGGGUUAUGGGAAAUGUAGUCUCCUGUUGAAAGGGGAUUGGAUGGAAUUGAGGCUUUAUGAAAAUUCAUAUUAGACUAAUAAUUGGCCUGCAAACUAAAUGUACACACACACACACACACACACACACACACACACACACACACACACACACACACACACACACACACACACACACAGGCAAGCACACUACCAAAUACAAGCAAGGCAAGGUCAUGCAGAUACUGUUGAUGAAAGUGGCUUGUCAGACCUUAGCCAUGCAAAGUGAUUGUGGUGUUCGUUUUACAUUAUUAGAGUUAAGGCACAGAAUGUUUACUGGAACCUGCUCCUCUAUUUGGCUUCUAUUACCCGUUUAAGUCAAACACACAAUUAGGGCUGUUAUGGUGACCGUAUUACCACACCACCGGCAGUCACGAGUCAUGACCGCAGUCAAAUUCCACGUGACCGCUGAGUCAUGGAAACUAGGCUUCUCCAAAACUGCGCUUUGAUGGUCAUUAAUAGCCUACCAAAUUUGCAAAAAGUCACAGCCUUGUACUCAGCGCUGUAUUGUCCCUCUAAUCACUCUGACAUCAAUGCAAAUGUAAUCAAAAAUUAAAUGAAACACUUAAUGAGAGCCCUGGAAUUCAGAGUUGGAGCGGAAUAGGAUCACCUUUGUGCAGCUAGAUAUAACCAGCUCAACCUGAACUCAAGGGUAGACGUAACAUAGUAAAUGUAAAUCCGAGACACUCCAUUUAGUACAUUACAUUUCAUAUGGUAUGUAUUCAUUUGCUGUGAUAGCCAUACCAAACGUAACACAUACUAAUUAGUGUCCCAGAUAUACGUUUACUACACAACAUGAACAAAUACUACACAACAUGACCAAAAGUAUGUGGAUACCUGCUCGUCAAACAUCUCAUUCCAAAAUCAUGGGCAUUAAUAUGGAGUUUGCCCCCCCUUUGCUGCCACAACAGCCUCCACUCUUCUGGGAAGGCUUUCCACUAGAAGUUGGAACAUUGCUGCGUGGACUUGCUUCCAUUCAACAACAAGAGCAUUAGUGAGGUCGGGAACUGAUGUUGGGCGAUUAGGCCUGGCUCGCAGACAGCAUUCCAAUUCAUCCCAAAGGUGUUCGAUGGGGUUGAAGUCAAGGCUCUGUGCAGGCCAGUUAAGUUCUUCCACACCGAUCUAGACAUUUCUGCAUGGACCUCGCUUUGUACAUGGGGGCAUUGUCAUGCUGGGCCUUCCCCAAACUGUUGCCACAAAGUUGGAAGCUACAGAAUCAUCUAGAAUGUCAUUUUAUGCUGUAGCAUUGAUUUCCCUUCAAUGGAACUAAGGGACCUAGCCCGAACCAUGAAAAUGGCCCCAGACCAUAAUUCCUCUUCCACCAAACUUUACAGUGGGCACUAUGCAUUCGGGCAGGUAGCGUUCUCCUGGUAUCCGCCAAACCGAAAUUCGUUCGUCAGACUGCCAGAUGGUGAAUCGUGAUUCAUUACUCCAGAGAACGAAUUUCCACUGAUCCAGAGUCCAAUGGCGGUGAGCUUUACACCACUCCAGCUGAGGCUUGGUAUUGCGCAUGAUGAUUUGAGGCUUGGAAACCUAUUUCAUGAAGCUCCCGACACACAGUUAUUGUGCUGACGUUGCUUCCAGAGGCAGUUUGAAGACAGACAAUUUUUACGUGCUACGCACUUCAGCACUCGGUGGUCCCAUUCUGUGAGCUUGUGUGACCAACCACUUCAGGGCUGAGCCGUUUUUUAGCCUAGACGUUUCCACUUCAGAAUAGCAGCCCUUACAGUUGACCAUGUCAGUUCUAAUAGGGCAGAUAUUUAACGAACUGACUUGUUGGAAAGGCGGCAUCCUAUGACGGUGCCACGUUGAAAGUCACUGAGCUCUUCAGUAAGGACAUUCCACUGCCAAUGACUGUUUAUGGAGUUUGCAUGGCUGUGUGCUCGAUUUUAGAAAACCGGUGAAAUAGCCAAAUCCACAAAUUUUGAAGGAGUGUCCACAUACUUUUGUAUAUAUAGUGUAUGUUAUGUCUAGUCUAUGAGACCAUGCUGCAUAGCUGGGGUUUUAUUUUUGCCCCCGCUACGGACGGCUAUACCGUAUCGGCUAUAUCAUAUUGGUUCGCUAAUACAAGACUAGGAAAAGACCCAGUGCACUACAUUUGUGAUUGUUAUAUAUACAGUACCAGUCAAAAGUUUGGACCCCAACUCAUUCAAGGGUUUUUCUUUAUUUUUACUAUUUUCUACAUUGUAGAAUAAUAGUGAAGACAUCAUAACUAUGAAAUAACACAUAUGGAAUCAUGUAGUAAGUAAAAAAGUGUUAAACAAAUAAAAAUAUAUGUUAGAUUCUUCAAAGUAGCCACCCUUUGCCUUGAUGACAGCUUUGCACAUGCUUCACCUGGAAUGCUUUUCCAACAGUCUUGAAGGAGUUCCCACAUAUGCUGAGCACUUGUUGGCUGCUUUUCCUUCACUCUGCUGUCCAACUCAUCCCAAACCAUCUCAAUUGGGUUAAGGUUGGAUGAUUGUGGAGGCCAGGUCAUCUGAUGUAGCACUCUAUCAAUCUCCUUCUUCGUCAAAUAGCCCUUACACAGCCUGGAGGUAUGUUGGGUCAUUGCCCUGUUGAAAAACAAAUGAUAGUCCCACUAAGCGCAAACCAGAUGGGUUGGUGUAUCGCUGCAGAAUGCUGUGGUAGCCAUGUUGGUUAAGUGUGCCUUGAAUUCUAAAUAAAUCACAGACAGUGUCACCAUCACACCACCACCUCCAUGCGUCACGGUGGGAACCACACAUGCGGAGAUUAUCCGUUCACCUACUCUGCGCCUCAUCAAAGACACAGCGUUUGGACCAAAAAUCUCAAAUUUGUAUUUCAGACCAAAGGACAGAUUUCCACCGGUCUAAUGUCCAUUGCUCAUGUUUCUUGGCCCAAGCAAAUCUCUUCUUCUUAUUGGUGUCCUUUAGUAGUGGUUUCAGCAAUUUGACCAUGAAGGCCUGAUUCACACAGUCUCCUCUGAACAGUUGAUGUUGAGAUGUCUGUUACUUGAACUCUGAAGCAUUUAUUUGGGCUGCAAUUUCUGAGGCUGGUAACUCUAAUGAACGUAUCCUCUGCAGCAGAGGUAACUCUGGGUAUUCCUUUCCUGUGGCGGUCCUCAUGACAGCCAGUUUAUCAUAGCGCUUGAUGGUUCUUGAAAUGUUCCAGAUUGACUGACCUUCAUGUCUUAAAGUAAUGAUGGACUGUUUCUCUUUGCUUAUCUGAGCUCUUCUUGCCAUAGUAUAGACUUGGUAUAGACCAAAUAGGGCUAUCUUCUGUAUACCACCCCUACCUUGUCACAACACAACUGAUAGGCUCAAACGCAUUAAGAAGGAAAGAAAUUCCACAAAUUAACUUUUAACAAGGCACACAUGUUAAUUGCAUUCCAGGUGACUACCUCAUGAAGCUGGCUGGGAGAAUGCCAAGAGUGUGCAAAGCUGUCAUAAAGGCAACGGGUGGCUUCUUUGAAGAAUCUCAAAUAUAAAAUAUAUUUUGAUUUCUUUAACACUUUUUUGAUUACUACAUGAUUCCAUAUGUGUUAUUUCACAGUUUUGAUGUCUUCACUAUUAUUCUAGAAAAUAGUAAAAAUAAAGAAAAAAUCUUGAAUGAAUAGGUGUGUCCAAACUUUAGACUGGUACUGUAUAUAUUUUCUAAAAUAAUCUGAUUUUUCCACACGCUCAGCACCCCUAGGCCUAUAGGCAUGCAUUUUUUUGCAACUUUUUCAAAUCAUAGUCCCAUGUAUCAUGUAGCCUAGCCCAUAGAAUAUAUGUUUUGAGAAGGUUUGUCUCACAACUAAAGUGGCCAAAUAACUCUAAGCAUAGCCUAUAGCCCUUGUAUCCCUGGAACAGGGUUGGAGAGCCCAUAGCCUACAGACACUAUAGUGAAACAUGUAUUCUUAUAAACCCAGUCAUCGUGUGUGAAAGCAGAGUUUUGGCGACUAUUUAAAAGAGGAUCCUAGCUUUCAAGCGCUGCUUUAUUUAUUGUUCAAUUCUUAAAAUUAAGUACAUUAAUCCGCUUUACAGCUGGUGUAGCCUAUCUGGCAUAUUAAAAACAAAACUGCACAACCGCCAUUUGCUAUUCGAGUGCAGGCUUCGGAUUACAUGUUGAUUUUUUUUGUGAGCCAUUCAUUUCAAAAUAAUUCCACUCAUUUAUCAUAUGUGAAAGACCAGAUUCAAUUGAAAAUAGGCUGUGUGAGAAUAUUAUCAAGCGCUUGACAAAUUGCGAAUGAGAGACUGAUGAAGUGUGUGCAGCCUGCGCAAGAAACAGAGCGCAUGCCUUUUGUGCAACUUUUUUCAAAUCAUCAUUAGAGCAUUUUUCAGCCUUUGGCUAUAUGUUUUGAUUUCUAAUACAUUGUAAGGUUUGUAUCACAACUACAGUUGCAUAAAUAACUCUAAACUUAGCAUAUAGGAGGACUUGUUUCAAGUUAUCACUUUGUUAACCGCUCAACACAGGAUAGGGAGUGCAACACGUGUGCACUCACACAUAAUUCGACAAGAAUUCUAAGCAAAUCUUGUGUGUUAAAUGAACUAGUGUAACCCACAGCCAUAUGGCAUAGCCAGAUCAGGGCCUAAUAAGGAUGACUCAGAAUAUACUAUUCUGUUCUUCUGAAAUAGGCUACAUCUUCAUAUAAUUUCUUUAGACCUGCCUAAAAUAGGCUAUAUUACAUGGAUUUAUUAAACUUUUUAAAAUGUAGAUGUUCCAAAGGUCCACAUCAGUGGCUUGUAGACUAUGCGUGGAAGCCCGGAGAUGCUAAACGUGUUUAUGUUAAUUAAAGGUUAUUUUAACGUGAACCCAGCAAUUAUUUGCAUUGCAGUUAGGCUGACAAAAUGUCAUGACUGCCACUGCCCUACACACAACACAACUGAUCUCCCAACAAACUGUCAAUGUCCUCCACUGGACAGAGGGCCCGGUCCCAAAUCAACCCCUAGUCUUAGACACUUCUCCUAGUCCCCUAGUCCUGGACACUUCUCCUAGUCCUGGACACUUCUCCAAGUCCCCUAGUUCUGGACACUUCUCCAAGUCCCCUAGUUCUGGACACUUCUCCAAGUCCCCUAGUUCUGGACACUUCUCCAAGUCCCCUAGUUCUGGACACUUCUCCAAGUCCCCUAGUUCUGGACACUUCUCCAAGUCCCCUAGUUCUGGACACUUCUCCAAGUCCCCUAGUUCUGGACACUUCUCCAAGUCCCCUAGUUCUGGACACUUCUCCAAGUCCCCUAGUUCUGGACAUUUCUCCAAGUCCCCUAGUUCUGGACACUUCUCCAAGUCCCCUAGUUCUGGACACUUCUCCAAGUCCCCUAGUCCUGGACACUUCUCCUAGCACCCUAUUCUUGGACACAUCUAAAUUCCCUCUCAUGAUCUGAAAGAACUAGAAUGGAUGUAUAGAAAUAUCAUGGUAACAACCCUCCUAAAGGGUUAGUUGAAGCUAGUAGGCCACCACUUUUGAUUACACCUGUCUGUUUCUUUCACAUCCAGGAGGGGCCAUGAAGAAGAGUCUAGUCCAUGGGUAUGAGCUAGUGCUGGGGAAGAGGGCUUGAUUUGUGACUGGAAAUGAGGGUCAAAGUUUAUAUGUUCACCCAGUCAGCUUGCAGGCCUUACUGUGUCAGUAUUAUCUUUCGCAGCUUUAACUACCACCACCAAAACCAGCUCUCUCAUGAACGCGUACUCCCUCAUCCAGCUGCUCUUAUUACUACUGGAAUUUCAAGGUUGACUUAUAAGCUGCUUGUAAGACAUUAUUGAAUAGUUUAACUCGUAAUAACUAUUUGUAAGUCAUUGCUGUAAGUAAGUUGUUCAUGUAUUUAUUAACCUGUAAGGAUCUAUAAUCAUAUAAAUAACAAGCAACAGGCUAUAUACAAUCUAAUGGUUAACCAACUGUGUAAUAAUGUUCAUAAGCAGUUCAUAAGCACGCUUUCAAAAGCAUUCAUACUUUUUUUUAUAUAUCGGCUACAAACGCUUUAGCACGAAGCAGAAUGCACUUGGAUUUCUAGUUGUGCGAUCACACCAUUGUUUUUAAAAUGUUUACUUUUUUUUCUAACUCACUGAUAUCCUUCAUUUUGCCAAUGUGUGUUGGAUGCAUACUUAGACUAGUGUUGUGUAGUGUUUGUCAGCACAUGCAUGGGGGAUAGGUGGUUUGACCACUGCCCGGGCCACAGCCUGAGUAAAGAUCAUGCUAUGAUUUAAGGCUUAUGUGCAGAGUAACACCAGUGCAUGGUUUACAAAGGAAGGAAGAGGAGAGAUACUCCACAGAUUUAGCUAGGCAAAUGACCAGAAAAACCUUUUGUACCCAGAUGCCUGACUGAAAGUGAGAAAUAGUGAAAGAAAAGAGAGGCGAUUUUAAAGUGCCAAUCGCAUCCCUGAUUUCUGUCCUGCCCUCUGCUCUGUCCUACUCUGCUACAGAUGUCAGGUGGUCUACUGUUCUGUUCAAGUGAACAUGUUUGAUUUACAGACACGGCACCAUAACAGUAUUUUCAGGUUUAAGGGUUGGGUGUGUAAUGAAGGGGGUAUUUUCAAAUGUUUAUAGGGGAGGGGGAGAGGGCUUGUGGCUGUAUUCUUUUUCAUUUUUUUUCAAUGGCUCACAGACUACAAUCUUAUCCUGCACCUAUUGAUUACUAUCAUUGUUAUGAAUGUUACUAGUGUCAUUGUUCAUAUUGUUGGCAUUGUUCACUUAUUUGUGAACAGUGUAACCCCCCCUCCCCCCAAAUCCUCUCUCCAUCCCUCAUGUGUGGUAGAAUGUUUCAGAGCUGGGGUCAAGUUCAUGUCAAUAAUUCACAACUGAGGGUGCAUCAGAAAUGGCACCCUAUUCCCUAUAUUGUGCACUGUACUACAUAAGGAAUAGAAUGCCAUUUGGGACAAACUUAGUGUGAUUGACAUGGAGGCGACUCUUUGGAACCUCUGCUAUGUGUGUUUGCACUGGAGUGCUGUGUGUUACUGUGUGAGCCGUCAUCCAUAGAAAACCAAUGGUUGACUGUUGAGGUAGGGUUGAAUUGGGACUCCUUCUGGCCAGUGUGGUUGACUAUCGUAAGCCUACAUAAGACUUAACAACAUUAACAAGAUGCACCAAUUCAGACUGAACCGAAAUGCAAAAAAAAGCACCUGUCCUUUCUUCAUUCUUUCUCAAACUAUUUCUCUUGCUCUUCUAUUUGCUGCACCAAAACAAUGAGCGUGGGAGUAUUCACUUGUUCACAAAUGCAGAAAUUAAAAAAAAUGUUAAGUAACAUUUCAGAUUUACUUUGUUUUAUCUUGUUGAUUAUUUUAUUUAGUUAUGAUUAGUAAGAAAGUAAUUGUUUAGUGAAAUUUAUGUGAAGAGUAUUUGUGGGCCUUAUGCACAAUGUCAGAAAGAUAUUUAUCCGUUUUAGAAUUGACUUGUUCUGGCCCUUUAAUAAUGUUGUUCUGAUUUUCUGUUGUAGCAGAGAGAUAAUGAUAGUGUUCGUCUCCACAGGCAGCAGGUUGAACUGAACAUGACUCAGUUAGGCCCUCGAACUAGACCCGGCGGUGUGAGGGAAAAGGAGAACACCUUGAACAUUCUGCUCUGAACAGACUAACGAUAGUCAGGGUGUGGAGAGAAGAGGGUAGUCAAUGGUUUUGUACCAGUGUUUGAUAUGGCAGCAUGCUUGGUGCUGCCUUCCUCUGCCCUGUAGAGCUAGGAACAGUGGAUACGAUAGACGGAAUAGACCAGUCCUUCAACUUGCUCAACUCCCCCCCCCCACGCCUGCAGUGCAGAUAUGGUGUCUGUGUCCUCCCUGUUUAAGUGUGCCUGUUUUCGAGAGAGAAUGUCUGAAAUGGCAUGUUGUCCACUAGGGGAGUAGGGUGUUAAUUCAGCUUCAGCCCAUAGACCACCUCAUUUGAAGCCAAUGCCUCACCUCUGUAUGAGCUUGAACUCAUUCUCAAUGUUAAAAACCAUGCCCCACGAACCAGGUCAUGGUAUGCCCAUCUCUAUGACACAAAGAGAUAUAUCCCUUUCAGUUAUUUUGAAGGGGAAACUACCUGAAGAAUAUACAUUUCUCUUUCCCAAGUUUUUUAUCUUUUUAAAGGUUUUUUCUUUUUUUUUAAUACAUUGUUAUGUUUAUUACAGACACAUGUUUGUAAGAAAAUAAAUCAUGCAUUUUAAUAUUUUAUUGUCAUGAUGCAAUGUGCACCAUUUAUUACAUUUUUAUUUAAUUAAAAUAAAGAAAAUACAUUUAUUUUAAUUUUAAAAUCUGUAGUUUGGUGGAAUACUUUUGCUAGUUAGAAUUUUUUUAAUAUUGUAUAUUUCCAACAUUGCUUCCUGUUAUGUUAAUAAAGUGUUCCUACAAAUUUAGAAACACCUGACAAACUUUAAACAGAUGUAAAAAAAUAUAUAUAUAAAUGUAUAUUGAAUUGAGUAGGCUACAGUGUGCGGAAAACUUCUGGACCAGGCAUUGUGUAUACUAAUAGUAGCAACAAAAUGUUAUAUUCUUUGUUCCUAAAACUAUUUAAUAAGAUGUUACAGAAUUAA
Salvelinus fontinalis (brook trout) is the source of this 11922-nucleotide messenger RNA. RefSeq names its product solute carrier family 23 member 2-like. The transcript is spliced from 16 exons. Bases 629 to 2761 code for a protein of 710 amino acids. Gene Ontology annotation, biological process: L-ascorbic acid metabolic process; transmembrane transport. Gene Ontology annotation, cellular component: membrane. NCBI's taxonomy places the organism in Eukaryota, Metazoa, Chordata, Actinopteri, Salmoniformes, Salmonidae. The record is from RefSeq and is a predicted model, not a curated record. Gene Ontology annotation, molecular function: transmembrane transporter activity.